AUGGGUUUAUCAGUGUUUGGUGCUGAGAACAGAACAGACAUUGCCCUUGAUAUGGCGUUGCUUGGAAUGUGUGGAGGGUUGAUGAGUGAGGAAGGGGGAGGGAGGACGAGACCCCUGCUGCGGCCCGCCGGGCUCGGACCGUUCGUCCUGCCGUGGCUGCCGCUGCCGGCGGCGCUGGGGCGCGGAGUCCAGGCCAGUAGGGCCAGGCCCGCGGCUCGCUGCCCGCCGCUGCCCUCCGCUCGGCGGGGGACGGCCCCGGGGCUCGACGGCUGCGGGGGCUGCCGCGUCUGCGCCGCGGCCGAGGGCGAGGCCUGCGGCGGGGCGCUCGGCCUGCCGUGCGCCGCUCGCGCCCCGGCUUCUCGCCGGUGGGGGGCGGCCGCGUGCGGCGGCGACGGGCGCACCUACCCCAGCCUGUGCGCGCUCCGCGCCGAGAAGCGCGCCGCGCGCUUCCGUGGCGCGCUACCGGCCGCGGCGGUGCGGAAGGGGGACUGUGGAGCCCCAGGGACCAGAAGCGCAGGCUGACUCAGGAGCAAGUACAACUUCAUCGCCGCCGUGAUGGAGACGGUGGCCCCGUCCGUGGUCCACUUACAGCUGUUCCGCGGGUCGCCUCUCAGCAGUGAGGAUAUUCCUGCAUCCAGUGGCUCUAGGUUCAUAGUGUCCGAGGAUGGGCUUAUUGUUACCAAUGCCCACGUCCUCACGAACCAGCAGCGGAUCCAGGUGGAGCUCCAGAGUGGGGUCCAGUAUGAAGCCACUGUCAAGGACAUUGACCAUAAAUUGGAUCUUGCCCUGAUUAAAACUGAGCCAAAUACCGAGCUUCCUGUAUUGCUGCUGGGAAAGUCAUCUGACCUGCGAGCUGGCGAGUUCGUGGUGGCCUUGGGUAGCCUGUUUUCACUGCAGAACAAACACAGUGACGGCAGGCACUGUCAGCACCACAAAGCGGGAGGGCAAGAGCUGGGGCUGAAGGAUUCAGGCACGGACUAUAUCCAGACGGAUGCCAUAAUUAACCAUGGGAAUUCUGGGGGGCCUCUGGUGAAUUUGGAUGUUGAUGUGAUUGGCGUAAACACACUGAAGGUGACCACAGGAAUCUCCUUUGCAAUUCCCUUGGGUCACAUUCGACAGAAAGGAAAGGCUGUUUCACAGAAGAAAUAGCUGGGUCUGCGUAUGCUGCCCAUGACUAUGAACCUGCUUCAGGAAAUGAAAAGGCGAGAUCCACAUUUCCGUGAUGUGACCUCUGGAGUCUUCGUAUAUGAGGUGAUUCAAGGAACAGCUGCUGAAAGCUCUGGGUUGAGAGACCAUGAUGUAAUAGCGUAAACGGACAGCCUGUCCGCGACAACCAACGUGAUUGAAGCUGUUAAGGCCAAUGAUUCCCUUUCUAUCCUGGUUCGUUGGAGAAGUCAGACGUUGGUCCUGACAGUCACACCUGAAAUAAUCCAUUAAGUGUCUUGCUUUAAAAAGAAAUGAUCUAACAAAACCAAAGCUUUAUUACCUGGUUUGUAUUGAAGAUGUGCCAAAGAUGGCAAGGGGUUUUAGGAUCUCUUUCUUAUAAAGGAAAAUGAAUGCUUUAAAACACAUAUACACACACUCUGGAACCAUUAGGUUGGGGGUGUUAUAACUGCUGCUAAGAAGCAUUCCUAAGGCAAGUGGAAGAAGGACACGGUGCCAGGAAGUCUGGGGAGCUGAUAAAAUUUUAUUUAAAGACAGGAAACAACUGAAAACUGGCAGAGCUUCUAGUUUAACCUUGACAAAAAGGACACUUCAGUAUUUAAAAACUUCUCUAUAGCCACAAACUGGAUAUAACACAAACAUACACGAACAAAUAGAUCUAUCUACCAAAUAUUAAGAAACAAACUGAAUCCAGAGUAUAAAGGAAAUCACAUUUUUCAAAAUACUCCUUUAUUCAAAUAGUUUUUCAGGUUGUAUCACAUUUGGCCAGGGUUUGUGAAUACAGAGGAUGGGCAUCACCUAGAAGCCACAUUGAAACUGACAGCUGUGGAUCGUCACAGAGCAAUGUAAAGAUUCUCAGGCUGUCACCUAGCGGUGGAAGCAGCUUUGAUCCCCGUCACCUUUUCUGUGAGAGGGGCUUCUUCGAUAAAAUAGCAAAUUUAAUAACUUCCAGAAUUUUACCUCUUUACCCAAGCUCUUCCUCCUGGAAACAUUAAUGAUGAAUGAUUUUGAGUCUGAAAGCUGCCACAGUUUAUUUUUUAUUUUUAGAGGAAAAUAGCUUUUGAUGGGGCUUGUGAAUAUCCUUAAGGAGAUUUUUUUUUUUUUUUUUUUUUUUGGUGAGAUGAAGCAGGAUUUGUGGUUUGAAAGUAGUAUCUUAUUUGGGGUAAGAUUUCAAUUUUAGUUUAUUUUCCAGAUUUUUCUUAGACUUUUUUUUUUUUUCUUUUUAAAAGGGGGCAUCCUUGAACCCUCUUAAGUUCUAUGCAAAAUUUGAUGUUACUGUGCAUUUUUCUGGGGAGAAGGUCCAGUUUCUUCAUGACCCACAACAAUUUAAAAUAUACUGCCUUAGAGUGUAGAGAUUAUAAAUAAGAAUCUAUCAAUUAUUACUGUUAUAAAGAAGGUUAAGGUCAACAUGGUACAGAACUUUCAGGACAAAACAGAAUAAUCUGUUUUAACUUUUACAUAAUUACCACCAUUUAAUACCGUAAGGACAGUGGUCAUAUUAAUCAGAGAUAAUAAAGCUGAAACUCUUAGGAAAACUUCAUAAUGAUAGAGCAUAUUCAGAGU
This is a messenger RNA of Kogia breviceps (pygmy sperm whale), 2727 nucleotides long. RefSeq names its product HtrA serine peptidase 4 (gene HTRA4). The record is from RefSeq and is a predicted model, not a curated record. Gene Ontology annotation, cellular component: extracellular region. Lineage: Eukaryota; Metazoa; Chordata; Mammalia; Artiodactyla; Physeteridae. Gene Ontology annotation, biological process: proteolysis; positive regulation of apoptotic process; programmed cell death. Gene Ontology annotation, molecular function: serine-type endopeptidase activity; protein binding.